AUAUCUUGCCUUUGGCAGUCGCAACCUGCGUCCUGUGGAUUGCUCUUCACAACCUCGACUAACGACAACUGCAUCUGACAGUUUUUCAACACCAGCUCUGUUUUACCAUCACAAUGAGCGUCGCUGUAAAGCUAGCCACCCGACCCCUGGGCAAGAACGGGCCCCUCGUACCGCGCAUAGGGCUCGGCCUGAUGGGUUUGAGCAGCGCGCACGGCGUGCCCAAGCCUGAUGCCGAGCGUCUCGCGUUCCUCGAUAAGGCGUACGAGAUGGGGGAGACGUUCUGGGACACGGCCGACAUGUACCACGACUCGGAAGAUCUGCUUGGCAAGUGGUUCGCGGCCAACCCGGACAAGCGCGGCUCCAUCUUCCUGGCGACCAAGUUUGGCUACCGACGCAGCGAGAAGGGCGAGCACGGCAUCGACACGUCGCCCGAAUACGCGCGGCAGGCGAUCGAGCGGUCGCUGCAGCGGCUGGGCACGUCGUACGUGGACCUGUACUACCUGCACCGGCUCGACAAGGUGACGCCGAUCGAGAAGACCAUGGCGGCGCUGGCCGAGCUGAAGCGGGCGGGUAAGAUCCGGCACAUCGGCCUGAGCGAGUGCAGCGCGUCGGCGCUGCGGCGGGCGCACGCCGUGGAGCCGGUCGCGUGCGUGCAGAUGGAGUACAGCGCCUUCAGCCUGGACAUCGAGGCGCCCCAGCACGCGCUGCUGUCGACGUGCCGCGAGCUGGGCAUUGCCGUGGUGGCCUAUAGCCCGCUGGGCAAGGGUAUGCUGGGCGGCGCCAUCCGCUCCGUGUCGGACGUGUCCAAGCCGGGCGACAUGCGCGCCGCCUUUGCGCCCCGCUUCUCGCAGGAGAACCUCGACGCCAACCUGGCGCUCGUCAACAAGCUGUCCGAGAUUGCCGGCCACAAGGGCGUCAGCACGGCGCAGCUGGCCCUCGCCUGGCUGCUGGCCCAGGGCGACGACAUCUUCCCGAUCCCCGGCACGCGGAAUCCCGAGAGGCUGGCCGAAAACCUCGGUGCCCUGCAGGUGGUGCUGACGGCCGAGGAGGAGAAGGCCAUUCGGCUGCUUGCGGACAAGGUGGCCGGAGGGAGGGAGGGUGCCAUCUUGACCGACUACUACUUUGGUGACUCGCCGCCGCUGGAGGCUUAGCCUUUAUUUAGGGUGUGAUGGGCAUAGAUUUCCCAAUGUCGAUGGUUAUGGUGUGUUUCUGAGAUAGCUCAAAAUACAAGAAAAUCCCAUCAGCCGAUACUAUAGAAGGCGCGGUCCUAAUCGCCCCUCUAGCAUUGCUGCGCUACACAUAGCAGAAUGUAUAUUCCCUGUUGGACCCUAUCACUAUCAUGUAUCAACCCCUUUCUGGGUAGAACUCCCUCUUGGCACUUGCCCAG
Chaetomium strumarium is the source of this 1387-nucleotide messenger RNA. Its product is annotated as NADP-dependent oxidoreductase domain-containing protein. Gene Ontology annotation, cellular component: cytoplasm. The transcript has 2 exons. The coding region runs from base 114 to 1151 and encodes 345 amino acids. The record is from RefSeq and is a predicted model, not a curated record. NCBI's taxonomy places the organism in Eukaryota, Fungi, Ascomycota, Sordariomycetes, Sordariales, Chaetomiaceae.